AUCAGAUACAGCAAUCGUUCAAAAAGCUUGAUGGCCCAUUUAGCAGAUGCGAAAUCCCUUCUCGACAAUCGAGGUCACUACGCCGGCCAAACCUUCCAUGGCGUUAAUCCACUCCUGCUCGUCGAGAAGAUCAUCCGCGAGCGUAUCUUCGAGAGCUUGUACUGGAAGGAGCAAGCAUUCGGCCUGAAUGCUGCAACAUUACUCGAUAGAGCGGUCGAAUUGACGUACAUUGGUGGGCAGUACUCCAACCAACGGCCUACGCCAUUCCUCUGCCUCACCUUCAAGCUCCUGCAACUUCAACCUAGCCGCGAGAUAAUCUUGGUCUAUCUCAAUGACCCCGAUUUCAAAUACCUUCGUUCGCUCGCGGCGUUCUACAUACGAUUGACGUGGAGUGCUGUGGAUAUUUACCGAACAUUGGAGCCGUUGAUGGGGGAUUAUAGAAAAUUGAGGGUUCGUGGCAUGGGCGGCUGGAGGAUGACCUAUGUUGAUGAAUUUAUUGAUGAGCUCUUGACCAAGGAAAGAGUCUGUGAUAUUGCGCUACCGCACAUUAAGACGCGGGCGAUGCUCGAGGAUGCCGAUGAGUUGGAGCCAAGGGAGAGCUUACUUGGAAGUGAAGUUGAAAGUGAGGGGGAGACUGAUGCCGAAGAGGACAGGGGAGCUAAUAGCGGAGAUGAAUGACUCGACGAUACUAGAUGUUCUUUUAUUCUCUCUUUUUUUUUGUGGUGUUUGGGCGCUCUAACAUCCAGUCUUUCAAGCGGUUGUGUGUGAUAGCUAAUUAAUGAUCUUUCUUUGGA
Molecule: messenger RNA, 794 nt
Organism: Tuber melanosporum (Perigord truffle)
Lineage: Eukaryota; Fungi; Ascomycota; Pezizomycetes; Pezizales; Tuberaceae
Exons: 2
Coding region: 31-678 (215 amino acids)
Cellular component (GO): precatalytic spliceosome
Source: RefSeq, a predicted model, not a curated record